Symbiodinium sp. CCMP2456 is the source of this 651-nucleotide messenger RNA. Lineage: Eukaryota; Dinophyceae; Suessiales; Symbiodiniaceae. The record is from the annotation of a GenBank genome assembly.
AUGAGGCCCAGUGAUAUGGGCCGGCCCAUCCCGUAUCUGGAGCAGGUUUUGCUGGAUUUCCCUGACCUGGUGGUGGUGGCCGGACACAUUGGUGCUCCAUGGUUGGACGAGAUGCUUUUCCUAGCUGGCAAAUUCCCGAAUCUGUAUAUCGACACGUCUGCCUAUCUUCCCUCGCGCUAUCCACAUGCACUCGUUGAGUACAUGCGAGGGCGUGGUGCUAAGAGAGUCCUCUACGGCUCCAACUACCCAAUGAUCCAGCACCAGGCCAUUCAGCAGCAGUUGACCAACCUGAAUCUGGAAGACGACAAGAUGCGGCUGAUCAAGAGAAUCCACGAGUACAAGCGCCAGCUUAUGAACAUCUUGUUUGUCAUUCACCGUUACCUGGAGCUGAAACGUGCAUCGCCCGGCGACAGAGAGCAGUGUCAGAAGCGAGUCGUCCUCAUUGGCGGCAAGGCAGCUACGGCGUACGCCAAUGCAAAGAUCAUCAUCAAGCUGAUCAACAACGUCGCCAAGGUGAUCAACGCCGAUCCAGAGACGUCUGCAUACUUGAAGUGUGCCUUCGUGCCAAAUUACUGUGUAUCAGCAGCACAAGUGCUGAUUCCGGCCUCUGACGUUUCGGAGCAUAUCUCCACGGCGGGCACCGAGCCUUGA